Molecule: messenger RNA, 1051 nt
Organism: Diprion similis
Lineage: Eukaryota; Metazoa; Arthropoda; Insecta; Hymenoptera; Diprionidae
Exons: 2
Coding region: 308-844 (178 amino acids)
Source: RefSeq, a predicted model, not a curated record
CAGCCAUGACUCUCGUAGUUGAACCGAUCCCACCGAAAGCCGUAGACGUCGAUUGGAGUGUGUUGUUGACCGGCCUUGAGCUUAUCUAGAACGCGUUUCCAUGCUGGUGCAUUUAGACGCCGCAUUCAGAAGUCACGUAGUUCUUCUCAAAUCUUCGUUAUCGUUGGACGCGACUGCUCGAGAAGUCAAGGUGUGUUCACGUUUACACCAUCGUUCCCAGUCGAGGAAGUAAAAAACAGAAAAAAAAAAAAAUUAGUGGACCGAUUAGUGAAUCUUCAUCAGGUGAUAAGUGAGAGCUCGUCGUCAGAUGUACGAACCAAAAGGAAACACCGGCGAGGAGCCAAUCACUCCACCACCCUCGUACUCCACCGUUGUGAACGAACGGUCACACCAAUGCAGUUUCGUAACCCACCAGCCUCCAGCUUCUGCACCCUAUCCAGUGACGCCGAAUCACGCAGAGACAUUUCACCGGAUGCCAAUGCCGAUGCCGAUGCCGAUGCCGAUGCCGAUGUCGAUGCCGAUGCCAAUGCCCAUGCCUGCUUCCAUGCCGAUGCCCAUGCCGGCGUCACGAGUCAUCUACGAGUCGCACUUCGACGAACCCAGGGAAAGCACAUCGACCAGCUAUGGGAUUGCCGAAACGUUCAGGACCACUGACCACGAUCAUAAUUACUCCGGGAGUGAUCACAACCGUGCAGUGGCUACUCACGUGUCACAUGUCAGUUUUGGGUCGUCCGCGAGGGAUCAAACUAUCCAUGUUUUCCCAGAGGAGCAGAAAACCUCGGACUUCAAACCAGCAUGUAAAUUACCGAUUCUCAUCAUAUGCUCAUUGGUUUCGUACACCUGAAGAAGGUAUACAUGAAAUUCGUACUUAUUCGUUGAAAAAUUUUCUUCCAGUAUGCUGUGCCUUCGCGAUUGGCUUAGUCCUGUGUGGAAUCCUGAUUGCCAUAUCAACCAUGAUAAGGAGAUUUCACUAAUACCGUCUUCAGGUAUGGGCUACUGGAGCUAUAGCCAGUGGGUGGUCGGAUUUGGGAGGUGCUUGACAGUUUUUCUG